Prorocentrum cordatum is the source of this 573-nucleotide messenger RNA. Lineage: Eukaryota; Dinophyceae; Prorocentrales; Prorocentraceae. The record is from the annotation of a GenBank genome assembly.
GCCUCCUGCCCGGAGGGCCUCAACUAUUGCGAGGCCGGGGUCAAGGAGCUGAGAGCGUUCGAGCGGGACGGGAGACUAGCCUCGCUCCUCGGUGCCCGGGAGCUCCUGGUCAAGGGGCUCGAGCGCAUCUCGGAAGUCCUGACUGCGGGGCGCGAUUUGGACGGCAGCGAGCACGGGAUGCUAGGUGCGGAGUUCCAACGCUUCCUGAAGAUCGCGCAGGAUGCGCGCAUGCGGACCGACACCCUCCGCGAGGAGUUGGACGCGGCAGGGGGGCCAGCGCGCGGGGGGGAGGCGGCGGCAGGCGAAGCCCAGCGGCCGGGGCCAGGCUUUGCCAGCCCGACGACCCAUGGGCAGAAGAGCGAGGGCGAAGAGGAUGCGGAGAAGACGCUGCCAGGGGAGGACCCCGAAGCCGACCGGGGAGAAGAUGCGGCGGACGUGGACCGGUUCGGGAUCACGGCUGACCUGCAAGAGGAGACGGCCGGGGAGCCCGACGGGGACCCGGCCGCCGCCCGUGAGUCCAGGGAGGUCCGGCCGCACCCGGCGCGGAAGUUCUUUCAAUCCCGGACUUCUUGA